AUGCAGCAUUCUAGGCGUUCUGUUCUCCCACCCAGACGUUACCAGGAUGAACAGAAUUCAUCUGGAACUGCAAAAUCAAACAAGCAAAUAAAUGGUUCAUACUUUACACUGACAUUAUGGACAUUUAUCAGCAUUGCAAUGAUUGUCAUAGGUGCAAUAUCUAUUGAGUACUGUCCAAUUCAACCAAACAUUCCUAUCUACCUGAUUGUGGCCGGAUCUACCACUUUAUUAGGGUUUCUGUUACUACCACUAAGACUUGUAAGUGAAACUCUCUCAUACAUAAUAGAAGGGAUUCUCGGCCUGUUCACUUUCUGCUGGUUCAUUACAGGAAGCGUAUGGGUUUUCUCAGUUUUCAGCGUUUCUCCUAGACCAUGCAACCUUGGAGCUUACAACUUCGCUUUUGGGAUAUUGAUAUUCCAAUAUGCAUUUUUACUUUUAUGUAUACUUGCUCUCAUCUGUGGCUGUUGCUUCGGCUACAUGGUCUUGUUUUCAAACUCUACACAAACAAACACUGAACAAACACAAGGACAAAACGUCUUCACAAUUCAGAAUACCGUAUGAGCGCUGUGUCUAAAGACGAACAACAAACUGAGAUGAUUUGUAAUGUUAGCACUAAAGAUUAUUGU
This is a messenger RNA of Bombina bombina (fire-bellied toad), 626 nucleotides long. Its product is annotated as transmembrane protein 272-like. NCBI's taxonomy places the organism in Eukaryota, Metazoa, Chordata, Amphibia, Anura, Bombinatoridae. The transcript has 5 exons. The record is from RefSeq and is a predicted model, not a curated record. Bases 1 to 561 code for a protein of 186 amino acids.